AUGUGGACACGGCGCAUACGGCCCAGUGCUGGUCGACAUCUUCGGCUCAAACAACCCAGACCACCGCUCAAUCGCCACUACAACGACCAACCCAAGACAUACUUUCAAGAACCGCCAGCACCAAAACCGGCCCGUGGGCGACGCAUAUUCAGCACCGUGCUAUGGACCGCUACCUCCUUCGCCUUAGGUGCAUAUGCGUACAGCUGGGCCGUCAGCAUCCCGCUUGACUACGAAGAUGUCUCAGAGGAACAAGCCCUCGAAAUGGCUCACGAAGUCAUGGUUGCUGGCACGCAAGAACUGGCAGCACGAGAAGCACCACCGAUGACUGUAGAGGCCGCAACUGAACUUCUGGAGACUCGAUCUGGCUAUGCCGUAACACCGACGACGGUCGCGCAUACGAGCCAGUUGCCGUCGAAUAUGCCUUGCGAAGACACCUGGAGUUGUGGCGCCUACACCUUCAACAAUGACCAGACCAAGGAUUGGGAUGAGUGGGGCAUCUUCGAUGGACAUGCUGGACCUCGUACAGCACAGCUGCUCCAACACUUCUUGCCUUCCAUCGUAGGCGGCGCGCUGUGGGACUCGAAAUGCAUGGAACGAGCAUACGUGCCCAAUGACAGACACGUCAUUGAUUCGAUCAAAAAGGCGUUCAUCCAGCUCGACAAGGACAUCGUCGAUGAAGCGGGAAAGCUCCUACGAACUGGUGGCCCGCUGGCCGACAUGGUUGCGAGUGGUGCAGCUGCAUUUUCUGGUUCUUGUGCACUAUUCGCACUGUACGACCCUGUAAGAUCAGUCCUUCGAGUUGCGAACGUUGGCGACUCCAGGGCUGUGCUUGGAAGAUGGGACGCAAGCAAAUCUGAAUACGUUGCGCAGGUCAUGUCCGUUGACCAGACCGGAUUCAAUGAGGAGGAGGUCGCCCGACUAGCACGCGAUCACCCUGACGAGGAUGUAGUUGACCCGGAGACUGGUCGUGUGCACGGCAUCGCAGUCUCUCGAGCUUUCGGUGAUGCACGCUGGAAGUGGCCACAGGAGCUUACAAAACUCGCUCAUGAUAAGUUCUGGGGUCCUUCGCCUAGACCAGACCGCAUGAUCAAGACUCCGCCUUAUCUGACCGCCGAACCUGAGGUUAUGGAGACCAAAGUGCAGACUGGUGAGCACCCCGACUUUCUCAUCAUGGCGAGCGAUGGGCUCUGGGAUCAGAUGUCUUCCGAAGAUGCGGUGACAUGCGUGAACGCAUGGCUCAAGAAGAACAAGCCAACAAACUUCCUGGAUCAAGCCAAGAAGAGUCUGUCUGUGGCCGACUUCCUUGGUCGAGGUGGCCCACCGCAGCUACCAGGGAUCAAGAAGCCUGUAGACUCAUCCGCCGAUGAGGACACAUACUAUGACGAAGACGAGAAAUGCUUGAAGUGGCGAGUGUCGCCCAAGCACUUCGUGGUGGAGGACGAGAAUUGUGGUAUACAUUUGAUCAAGAAUGCCCUCGGUGGCAAGCGACGGAACCUCUUCACAGGUGUUGUCUCGGUCCAGCCGCCACUUAGCCGAUAUGUCCGCGACGAUAUCACGGUGCAUGUGAUAUUCUUUGGGCAGGACACACAGCCGGCUGUCAAGAAUGUUUGA
This is a messenger RNA of Fulvia fulva, 1611 nucleotides long. RefSeq lists its product as uncharacterized. The record is from RefSeq and is a predicted model, not a curated record. The transcript has a single exon. Gene Ontology annotation, biological process: protein dephosphorylation. Lineage: Eukaryota; Fungi; Ascomycota; Dothideomycetes; Mycosphaerellales; Mycosphaerellaceae. The coding region runs from base 1 to 1611 and encodes 536 amino acids. Gene Ontology annotation, molecular function: protein serine/threonine phosphatase activity.